UAUCGGAAUCCUGCUUGGCCCGUCUGUUUACAACCUUUGUUAUUUGUUGAUUUUUCUGCAUGGGGACCCGCUGAAAACCCGUGUGCAGCAUGCUGAAACACUGCUUUAUCCAUGUGGACUACACGCGUCUGCAUGCACAGCAGAAAAUGCAGCCCAAAUGCGGCGAGAUAUUCUACGAGCAGGAGUGCAACAGCUUCCACUUGGCCUGCUGCCUGUGCGACAUGAAGCACUUUUCAUUCGAUGAUUUCGUGCGGCACAUUCGCAACAUACACUUUGACAAGCAGGGCAAGCCGCAGGCGGUUCAGCAGCCCCAGCCUAACUCUGCGCAAGAUAAAUUCCUCCCAGUAGUGAAAUAUGACGAUGUACAGGAACUGGAAGACCCUUGCACAUUGCGCAUCAGUGACGUCCAGUCGCAGGGCAGCCAGGAAACUGAAAGGCUCUGGGAGUAUGCAGAGAAUUCCUCCGACACUGAGAGUGACGGCUGCGACCUGAAGCCAGAGACCAUUUUAGGCAGCCCCUGUGAAAGGACAGAUGAAGAAGAUCAGGAUGAGGACGAGGACGAGGAGGAGGACCAGAAAAGUAUUUUCAAGCGCCCGCCAAAAGAACUCUGCUGUAAGCACUGUGAUCGCAAAUACACAUCGAUGAAAUACCUGAACAUUCACAUAAAGAUGAGCCAUCCGCACCCCAAGGCGUUCAAGUGCAGCGACUGUGGAGACGACUUCGAUGCGGUGCGAGCCCUGGAGGCGCAUCGGCGUAAGAUGCACACUGACUUCAGCUGCAAACUGUGUGCCAAGAUCUUCAAGAACUCACGCACUCUCCUCCGUCAUGUGCAGGCACAUUCUGGUUUGCGGCAGUACAAGUGCGACUUUGAGAAUUGUGAGAAAUCGUUUACGAACAAGCACAACCUCAACUCGCAUCGCCGCAUCCACAGAACGGAUCGAAACUAUGUGUGCGAGCUGUGCGGUUAUAGGUCGCGAUACCGCGAGGCUCUCAUCGUUCAUCGACGCUCCCACACGGGCGAGAAGCCCUUCAAGUGCGAGACCUGCGAGCGCUGCUUCGCCUCAAAGUCACUGCUGAACGAACAUCAGCCGAUGCACUCCACGGAACGUCCUUACAAGUGCAACGAUUGCGACGCAGCCUUCUCCCGCCCCAAGGCUCUCUACCACCACAAGCAUCUACACCUGGGCAUCAAAAAGUUCAAAUGCAAAGUCUGUGGCAAUGCCUACGCCCAGGCGGCGGGACUCUCGGCCCACAUGCGGGGACACAAGCAGCAGGCUGCCAACGGUGUGUCCGACGGCAACGAAAUGGAGAUCUUAUUCACUUGCUAAGCACUCAAACCCCCACUGUACCUACAUAUCCACAUUAAGAUCAUUUUCUAUAUAUGUAUGCCUCUAUAGAAUGCUAUGCAAAACGAGAGCUUGCACGCUGUGAGCAGCGACAAGAGCCGCUGCCUACAUAUAUCCGUUACUCAGUCAGUGUUGCAUAUGUUUGUAAUCGUACAUAUGAUUCAUGUACCGUUAAUUGUUCACUCUGUCCGUUUUACACCUAAUGAAUUUCCACCUCUCAUCUAGCACCAACAAAAACAUGAGAAAGAGAGAGAGAGAGAGAGAGAGGAUGAGAAAGUUUUCGCUGGGAUUAACUGUGCAAUAUAAUAGGUUUAGUUAUUAUUUAAGAAUUUUUGUUUUGUGUUUUCUUUAGUUAUUAUCUCCGCGAUCUAGCACAAAAAUAUGUAAAAUAUUUCUGUACUAUGCAUGGUAUGCACUAUAUAUACAUUUUGUUUUCGAUCUGAUUGAAGAAUGAUAAACACGAUUGAUUUGCAUUUUCAACAUUUAUUUUCAGGAACAGGAACUUAUUUCUAUGCACAUUGUAUAUAUGCAUGUAAAGUUACAUAUAUCCGAUGUUAAUUUGAAUUCCCAUUUCUUCCUCUUUUUCCAACUGUUCAUUUUUGUACAUAUUAUAUAUCAAGUAUAUAAUACUCUAUCUCUGAUUUUGUUCAUCACCCUGUGCUAGUUUUAUGUGUAAUCAACUGACAGACAUCAGAGUACUGGAGUUAAAUGAAUUGUAUUGUAGUUAAUGUCGGGUCUGUAGUUAAAUAUCCAUUUAUAUUGUAUAGUUAUUUUGUAUACGCAAAUAUGUAUGUAAUAUUUAACAAAACAAAAGUGUUUCCACUACACUUAAAAGAAUAUAUUUAAGUUAUUUAUUUAUUUUGGUUCGCGCAAAAAUGUAUGUAAUAUUCCAAAUAUCUAUAUCUGAAGUUAAUAUUUUUUCGUGGGGUUUCAUAUUCGGUUAGUUUUACACAGCUAAUGUCUGUUCUGCAGUUAAAUAUCCAUAUGUAAUAUUUAACAUAACCGAAGUUUUUCAUAUUUUCUGUUUGGUUUUAGUUGGCUACUCCUUACAUUUGUCAGUUGUAAGAAGAAGUAUUUAAAAUAAACACCACAUUCGAGAAGCAGAG
This is a messenger RNA of Drosophila guanche, 2452 nucleotides long. Its product is annotated as zinc finger protein 664. Gene Ontology annotation, molecular function: DNA-binding transcription factor activity; RNA polymerase II cis-regulatory region sequence-specific DNA binding. The coding region runs from base 90 to 1328 and encodes 412 amino acids. The transcript is spliced from 2 exons. The record is from RefSeq and is a predicted model, not a curated record. Gene Ontology annotation, biological process: regulation of transcription by RNA polymerase II. NCBI's taxonomy places the organism in Eukaryota, Metazoa, Arthropoda, Insecta, Diptera, Drosophilidae.